Messenger RNA from Chara braunii, 2953 nucleotides. The record is from the annotation of a GenBank genome assembly. NCBI's taxonomy places the organism in Eukaryota, Viridiplantae, Streptophyta, Charophyceae, Charales, Characeae.
CGUCACAGUGCCACGUAAGCAGUGCCACGUAAGCAACAGUGCCACGUCAGUCACAGUGCCACGUUAGUCACAGUGCCACGUCAGCAUGACGGGUCCAGCAAUGGGCCUGCCAGGCCAACUGGCCAAUGAGUCCAUUGCCGACUACAAACAGCGCUUCCAGGCUCAGCUCGCUUUCAUCGAGGCUGAGGAACAACGCCAGCUGCCAGCCGAGGCUGCCCGCCUACAGGCUGAAGCAGCGGCAACAGCAGAGAAGCUGCGGCUACAAGCCGAAGCAGACGCAGAUGCCCAGGCUCGCCGCAAGGAAGCCCAGGAUCUGCUGCAGCGGCAUGAAGCCAACAACAUCGAGAGACUCAAGUUCUGGCACUUUGAACCGAACGGCGACGACGCAACACUGGAAGAGCAGCAUAAGGAGUUCCUCUCCAAACUCGUGACACGGUUGUUGUAUGCUUGCAACUACCAACGGUCCGAGUUAGAGAGACAGAACCAGGAACUGCAACAACAGUACCAGGAUCUGAAGACACAGCACCAGGAGUUGGCGAACCUCCGCCGGAUAGUGCAGAGCAGCAGAGCCACGGGGAUGCAACACGGGCACUCAAUUCCGGUGUACUGGACCUGGAACAGGCUGUACCAGGACCAGACGCUGGAGCUUCCAGCAGUGCACCCUCUAGCCGCCAACUGGAGGAACGCGUUAACCACCCACCCACGGCGUCGACGUCACGGAUUAUGGGAAGAGUUAACAUGGCUGUGGAAGAAGCGGUUCAUCGUCGACGACGCACCAACACUCGCCAUCAACCGUAUCUUCACCAUGUCUCAGGGCAACACAACAACACGUGACUGGCUCACGGAAUGGCAGAAGAUCACGGCCGUGCCCAAUCUGGACUUACCAUUCACGCAUCUACGCCGUGAGUUCUACAACAAGUCAUGCGCUGCGCUGAGCCAGACACUUGGUGAUCACAAGCAGUAUACCACUUUUGCCGAGAUCAUUGACAAGGCGAGAGAGAUCAUAAAGACCAACAGGGCAGCUGCACACGAGAAGUCAACGUGGCAGCCGACCUAUGUGGAGAAGGUAAAGACUGGUCCGCGACCGCAGCACUUCGAUGCAGUCCAAUCGGACAGUGGAGAAGACCCAGUAGCCACUCCAUCAUCACGUGACAGAGAUCAGGUGGCUGUUGUCCAGCCGCGAAGCAACAACAAGUCCCGAAACAAUGGGAAGGCGAAACCAGCAUCGCAGGCCGAAAAUGGACAGCCAACACCAUGGGUCAGGUUUAGCUUGACCGAGGAGAGUACAAACCUCCCUUUGCCAAGAUCAGGCCAAGGAGGAUGUGCGGCCACGUCUCAACUCGGGAAACUUAGUUUCGCGGGAGGUGAGGCGACUCCACCUUCAACUCCGCCAGAUUCGGCCGCCUUGCUAGCGGCCUCUUGCACAUCUGAGGAGGAUGCGAAUGUCGUAAGUUCUCGGUACACUUACGAGGACUAUGUUGUCCACUUGGUUCCACCGCUGGACCAACCGCACUACGUGCAACAAUCAACUGCAUGCACGGUUUCAUCACCAUCAGCAACCGAUUCGGCAGCUUUGUCGCCAUCUAUCGUCGGGGAUUCGACGUCAUGGUCAAGACUUGAAGAGAUCGACCCAUUGACGUUCGCAGACUUCCAAUGGAUGCCCGUUCCCUCGACCGGACGAUUGCCGAAACCACAUUGCAACGUGCUCAUGGCACAACUGCGAGAUUACUUGCACACUGCAGUACCGACUCCGUUGAUGGACGCCGGAGUACAGAUUGUCGACCUUCACGCUUACAUUUCGAAGAUCGACCGCGAGUUCAAGACGCAACAAUACGAUGACAUCAAUGCACCAUUGCUAUAUGUAUGCAUUCAGAUCGGAGAGGUGACCUGCAGCGCUUUGAUCGAUUGCGGAGCAUCUCGCAACUACAUCAGCCAGGACUUCAUGGUGCGUGUCGGCCUUGGCCCACGCGUCCGAAGGAAUCCCCAACCCACGCAAGUCACGUUGGCGGACGGUCACACGCACAAGUCAAUCGAUCGGUGCAUUGAUGACGUCCCAGUGUACUUUGCCCCUCACGCAAGUGAGGCGGUAUCCUUUGACAUUCUGGACACCCAAUUUGAUAUGAUUUUGGGCAUGUCAUGGCUGCGAAGCGAGGAUCACCCGGUGAACUUCUAUAACCGCACCGUUCACAUUCGUGCUCAUGCACGGCCCGCACGGAGUAAUACCGGAUCGGCCCAUCCGCCACGAGAUCAUCCUCGAGGACGGGGCCGUACCUCCGCGCGGUUGCAUCUACCGAAUGAGCGAGGAAGAGUUAAGUGUGCUUCGGGCACAACUCGACGACCUUCUGGAGAAGGCUGGAUUCGGCCUAGCUCAUCGCCAUACGGUGCUCCUGUUCUCUUUGUCCAGAAGAAGAACAAGUAUUUGCGGUUGUGCAUCGAUUAUCGCAAGCUCAACGCGCAGACGAUCAGAAAUGUCGGCCCUCUCCCACGCAUCGACGAUCUUCUCGAGCGACUGGGCGGCGCCAAGUUCUUCUCCAAGCUGGACCUCAAGUCGGGAUAUCACCAGCUCGAGAUUCGAAAGGAGGAUCGCUACAAGACCGCGUUUAAGACGCGAUAUGGGCAUUUCGAAUGGCUGGUUAUGCCAUUUGGCCUUACGAAUGCCCCGGCCACUUUCCAAGCGGCUAUGACAAUGGAGUUCCAACACAUGCUGGAUCGAUACGUACUUAUCUACCUCGACGAUAUCUUGGUGUACAGCCGGAGUUUGGAGGAGCAAGUGGAACACCUACGCACCGUUCUGGAGCGGCUACGACAAGCCAAGUACAAAGCCAACCGCGACAAGUGCGAAUUCGCGCGGCAGGAGCUGGAGUACUUGGGACAUUAUGUGACGCUGUAAGGCAUCCGUCCGCUUGCGGACAAGAUCGAGGCCCUACGAGUAUGGCCCGAGCCCACCAACACC